Corticium candelabrum is the source of this 2851-nucleotide messenger RNA. RefSeq names its product histone deacetylase complex subunit SAP130-A-like. The transcript is spliced from 17 exons. Gene Ontology annotation, cellular component: Sin3-type complex. The coding region runs from base 79 to 2817 and encodes 912 amino acids. The record is from RefSeq and is a predicted model, not a curated record. Gene Ontology annotation, biological process: negative regulation of transcription by RNA polymerase II. Lineage: Eukaryota; Metazoa; Porifera; Homoscleromorpha; Homosclerophorida; Plakinidae.
AAAUCAAGGGGACGGCCACAACGCAAACGAUUCAGAACGGUCCAACUUCAUAGUCCCACAAACAGCCAACCGAACGACAUGGCAGAAACGUUAAACAAGCCGGUGAAGGACGACUUACCUGACGACCGUGGACCCGCCAAGAUGAGCCAAACGGUUGCGAAGUAUGAGAAGGAAGAAGGAGUAGCAGGUGAUGGUCUGUUCUAUGGAGCUAGGAAUGCGAAGGUGUUUGUUCCCAAGCCUAUGCCAAUGAUGCCUGCAUCACCUGGCUUGUUUGCAAACCAGACCCAUUCAGCUAGGCUAGAACCGACUUACAGUAAUUCAGCCGAGAUGAUAAAAAAUUCAUCAUUAUCCUCCACAUUGUCAAGCAGCCUCUCACCUGCCAGAGUUCUCCGACCGAACGCCAGUAGCCAUAUUCCAAUGGGACCCGCUGCAGCUGCUGCGAUCAGCGGCGUCGGACCCAUGCGGUUCCCACCAGGACCAUUGCCGUUGCAUUCUUCAAGUACUAAUUCCAAGGUUUCAGUUUUGAACAGCGGUUCUGCGUUUUCGUCGCUUGGCCAGCAGCAGCACUCUCUAACGAGUUCGAAUUCGUUGUCUUUUUCGUUAUCAAAUGCCUCUUAUUCGAGGCCGAGUGGUGGUGGCGGCAUGCUGUCUGUCAAUCCAAGUCUCAAUGCUGCUUCGUCAAAUUCAUUGCAUUCUGCGACAACAACAGCAGUCAGUGCAGGGGUGGCAUUAUCACCCGCUGUCCCUAGAAUAAGUGAAAUGUCAUCUCAGCCGUCAUUUCUGUCGAUAAACAGUACGGGUGGAGCAUUUCAACCAACGUCGUCUGUGAUAGCGAGUAGCAGUGAAUUGUCUGGUGGAUCAUUUAUUCCUUCGAUGGCUCCGUUUGGGGCGAACUUUAAUGCUGGUGUGACUAGAGUAAUUAACUCAAAUGUGAGUGGCUCUGCCAUGUCGACUGGGUCAGUUGCAGUUCGACAGCCGAAGAAAUCAGUGGUUGCUCAAAGUGUAACGAAUGCUAUCAAGAGCAAUAGCAACAUGUCUUCUUCAGGUAGUUCGACUUCUAUGGCAGCAGUAUCACACAUACCAGGAUUGAAAUCCGUCACAUUCAGUAAUGCCUCGGAAACACCAGAAACGAUGAGCAAGCUUUCCGUUGACUUUCGACUGCAGCCCGUUUCUUCAGGCUCAUUUUCCACUCACAUGUCCUCAGCAGUGGUGCCAUCGCUGUCCGUAAUUUCACGAGACCGGCAACCUGACAAAAGUGAAAAUUCAUUGGUCAGUAACAAGUAUACAGUUGCGGGCUUUGAUGCGUUGAGUGGACAGUCCACGAACGUUGUAAACUCGACGAACGUCUUGUUUGGGUACCCGAUGCCGUUCCAGUCGUCUUGCCUGACAAUGUCGAGUGAAUCGACGUCAAGACCGAUUGCGUCUGUAUCGGCUGCUGGAAAUCCCAUGAUGAUACCUUCCGUAUCCAGCGACAAACCGCAAGCAGGUUUCAGUCUUCCCAGUCACAGCUUCUUGGGUACCAACCCCGGACUCGCCCACACAGGUUCGACCGGCAACCUUGCCGUAAUAGGCGGAGGUCACCACCAGCCGGGGCUGAUGACGAUUGGACAGCAACUGCAACAACAGCCAUCGCAGCUCUCGGUCUACGGGAUGGGAACUCGACCGAGUAACACAAGCAGUCAAGCGUCGUGUAUCAGUCCCAGUGUCUCGCCACGACCGGCUCCCACGAUAUUGAGGAAGAGACCGAAUGAAAGUAUGAAGAGACACGAAGUGCAACCUCCAGACGGCCGGAUAAUGCAGGCCACCGGUUCUUUCAGUGCUAAAACAGGAUCCACCAAUAAACACGGGUUGGCAGACGGUUGUGUCUCUGACAAAAAGAUUUCUACUGGAGGCCCGAGGUCAUCAGCAAGUUCGAGUAUCUCCAUCCUGACGUGUACAGCCUCGAGUAUCUUUACUUCGUCUUUGAAACAAACGUUUGACGACGGCAACAAGGCGGACGCCAUCAGUUUGCUCGGUCACCUUCACAACUCUACGGCACCACCGAUCAAACAGGUGAACGCGUUUAAUCCUUUCGUCGGCCCGAAUGUGUCCCGGACUCCCGACAUGGUGACGGUUCCUAUGGAAACAGCAUCACCGAGGAAGAAGCCGCGGAAGCAGCAUUUUAUUACCACCGAUGAUCAGUAUGCAAGCAACGUUCCACUCGAAGAGGGAAACAACAAAUAUAAGGAAAUGGUGGACGAAGACGAUCAUUGGCACAAGGAACCGAAAGCGAGAGCAAUGAGUGGGCAAUCUGGGGUUACGAAGGAUUCGUUAGACAUAGAUGGAAUAUGUUAUCGUCGAUCUCACAUGGCCGGGUAUAGACUAAAGGCACCCGAUAACCAUUUCCUCAAAUACUCCGAUGCUCGAAGACGAGAGGAAAGGACUCUUGCACUCUCCGAGAUCUGUUCCCAGCGCGGGAUCAACAAACAGGUGUCGGGGUGGAAACUCGUACGAUUCGGCAGGCAACUCGACGAAUUGGCUGAUGUUGAAGACGAGGUGAAGAACAUAACGACGACAUUCCAGAAGGAGCUCCCGUCGCCUGCUGAUAGUCGAGUGACAUCAACAGAAGAAAGCGAAGUCGCUUUCUUGGCUGAAAUUGUACAGGAUGAUGUAGAAAGAAGUAAAGUUGUAAUAGAGCAAAUGCAAGAUGUAAAAAGGGCAGUGAAAGUGCUAUUGGAUCAUUCGUCACACAUAGGAGAAAUUCUACAGAAGCACACGAUGCGAAAGCCGCUGCCCUUUUCGAGACGUUCUAAACCCGAGAUGAUGCAGCAUCAAUAGCAUGUAGAGAGUUGAUGAUGAUACUUAUCACAGU